AGAGGUGGAGAGGGGAGGGAAGGAGGAGCGAGCAGUGAGAUCCCACGGGAGGUGAGCGGAGAGGAAGCGAACGGCAUCCGUGGAAGUUUGGCAUCCUCCUCUUUCACUCUUCCCGAACUCUCCGCACGCUCUCUCCCUGACCCCACCUCUCUCUCUCUCUCCUCUCGCCAUCCACUUAUUAUCUUCUGCACGAUUUCCAGGACUCCCCUUCUCGACACGAUUUAUCUUAUCUCUCUCUAUUUCUCUCUAUCUGUCACGACGGUGCCUCCUACUCUUCAUCCCUCAACGCUCUCCAAACCCCUCUCCCUAAAUCCUCUCUCUAGCUCUGUGUCUCUUAAUCAGCAUCCUCCCACGCGCUCCCCGACUCCCUCUCGUCUCCAUCCUCCGCAGCAUCUUCUCUGACACCCUCUCAAUAGCCACUCCACUCCACGACUCAAUCUUCUCCACCACUCUCCACUUCGUGUCUCCCUGCAUCUCAUUGAAGUCAUUCUUUGAUUAGCCUCUCUCUGAUCUCAACCUCUCUCCACCUUCAUCCCCCCCACCUUCCCAUCUCUCCGCAUCUCCCACCUCUCGCCUCCACCUCUCAUGGAUCCAUCAUCCUUGGAGUCGGAUUAUGGGGGUGCCGUCACCCCCACCGACUUCACAAAUCUCAACGACACCGCCACCACGACCACCGCCGCCGCGGAGUGCGACUACAGCGAGUGGAACGUCACGCCGACGCUCAUCCCCAUCGUCUACUCGCUGGUGUUCGUGUGCGGCCUCGUGGGCAACGGCCUCGUGGUGUGGACCAUCGCGCGCCUCAAGACGCGCAAGCGCAACACGGAUCUCUACAUCGCCAGCCUCGCCUCCGCCGACCUUGUCUUCGUGCUCACGCUGCCCCUCUGGGCCGCCUACACGGCCCUGGACUACCACUGGCCCUUCGGGGGCUUCCUCUGCACCCUCAGCAGCUGCGUGGUCAUGCUCAAUAUGUACGCGAGCAUCUUCUGCCUCACCUGCCUCAGCCUCGACCGCUACGAGGCCGUCGUCUGCUCGCGGCCCGCCGGGAGCCCGCGCGGCAGGAGGACCGCGCUGCGACGCUGCGCGGUCAUCUGGCUGAGCGCCCUCGUCGCUUCGCUGCCCUCGAUUAUCUUCAGCGGCGUGUCCGCCGUGGAACACCCCAACGGCGGCGGCGGCGGCGAUGUCAGUCGCAACGAAACGGACUACAGCUACAACAGCGACGGCGACGGACAGGAGAUGGACGAUUCCUACAGGACGAUGUCCGACGCCGCGAUGAUGACGAUGGCGAUGACGACGACGACGACGAUCCAGUGCAGCGCAAGCUUCGCGUCCGUGGCGUCGCCGGACACCGAGCACCUGUGGGCGGCGGGGCUCAGCCUCACCUCCACGGGCCUGGGCUUCGUGCUGCCCGGCUGCGCGCUGCUCUUCUUCUACGCGCGCAUCAUGGCCAAGAUCCAGAGCCACUUCACGCACGUGCGCAGGGAGAGCCGGAAGCGCCGCCGUCUGCUGCGAGUCAUCGCCACGCUGGUGGUCACCUUCCUCGCCUGCUGGCUGCCCUACCACCUCCUCAAGACGCUGGACGCACUCGUGUGGCUCGACUUGCUGCCCAUGAGAUGCGGCCUCGAGCGCGCCAUCUUCGUGGGGCUGCCCUUCGCGCUCUGCUGGGGCUUCGUCAACAGCUGCCUCAACCCCGUCCUCUACGCCUACUUCGACGUCGACUUCAGGGCGCGCUGCGCCAGCGCCCUGGGAUUCGCGUGCCCCCCGCGGACGGGGGCAGAGCCCCCCACGACUGGGCGCUCGGGGUGCCGAGGACACGAGGAGCCGCCGUCGGGAUCGUCCGGGGAGCGCAGCCGCUCGGGGACCGGCUCCGUCUCCACGAGCAUCUAGGAACGCGUGGCGGAGGUGUCCACCGUCGCCGCCGUCGCCACCGUCGUCGUGACGCGCGAGGCGCGCGUCCGUCAAGUCGUCGAUGGAGAGACGCGGGGGCGGUAGCGCGGAGCGGCUCUGGAGCGAGGAGACUCGAGGGUUCUUCACGGGCAGCCUGGAGACGAUCGGCUCCAGGGGCGGGGCCAGGCCAGCGCCGGCGUGCGACGUGGGCCAGGGCGCCCUCGUGUAAGAAUUUCCCGCUCGCGCAUCCGAGCCGAGCCAGCACGGGUGGUUUUCCACUGGCGAUUUGUCGAGCCGAACCAGAGGCAAACCGUGAAACGUUGGCAUCACGGAGGGAGGGGGGAAACUUGAAUUCGGCUCGUGGCCAAACAAGGGGCUAAUCGUUGCAAUUGGCGUCAAUCAGUAGAACGCGACGACGUCAGCGGCAC
This is a messenger RNA of Lethenteron reissneri (Far Eastern brook lamprey), 2312 nucleotides long. RefSeq names its product apelin receptor A-like. Gene Ontology annotation, biological process: G protein-coupled receptor signaling pathway; calcium-mediated signaling; immune response. Lineage: Eukaryota; Metazoa; Chordata; Hyperoartia; Petromyzontiformes; Petromyzontidae. Gene Ontology annotation, cellular component: external side of plasma membrane; membrane. The record is from RefSeq and is a predicted model, not a curated record. Gene Ontology annotation, molecular function: C-C chemokine binding; C-C chemokine receptor activity.